This is a messenger RNA of Anthostomella pinea, 699 nucleotides long. Lineage: Eukaryota; Fungi; Ascomycota; Sordariomycetes; Xylariales; Xylariaceae. The record is from the annotation of a GenBank genome assembly.
AUGGCUUCUACAAUACGCACCUGUCGGCCCCUUUCCGCCGUGACCUCUGUCCUUCGAAGUCAGGAACGCCAAAGCUCCCGACAGCUCUCCACAGCCAUCAGCACCACCACCACCACAAGAACCAUCCGUCCUCCCACCUCCACGCCCAGAACACACCUCCGCCCGACCACCGCAUCCAUCCACAUAACGCCGUCCCGCCGCCGAGGCGACGACAACCUCCCGCCCGCGACCGAUUUCGGCGCGCUGGACGUGCUGGGCAACACGCCGGUGCCGUCGAGCUCGGUCGACAUCUGCAUGUCGGACGGCUUCCACCUGAAUAGCGGCGCGCGGAUCCUCAACGGCGCGGGCGUGCUGCUGAUCGGCGGCGAGGCCUUCACCUGGCGGCCGUGGCUGCCGCGCGGCGGGCACCGCCUGCUGAACGCCAAGGGCCAGUGGGAGGUACCGAACGAGUCGCUCAGUCUGCUGUCCCUGCUGUGGCCGCGACCUGAUCUUCUGAUAUUGGGCCUUGGCCCGGAGAUGCGCCCGAUCAGCCCGGAGUUGAGGCGGUAUAUCAGUAGCCUGGGCAUGCGGGUCGAGGUACUGGAUACGCGCAACGCGGCUGCGCAGUUCAAUCUGCUGGCUACCGAGCGCGGCGUCACCGAUGUCGUGGCCGCGCUGAUACCUAUCGGCUGGAGGGAAGGCGUUGGAGCGAGUUGGUAG